CCCCUCUAUAGAGGGGAGGGGACCAGGCAUUUCAGCAGAGCUCAGCCGGCAGCAGCAGCCUCCGGACUUUCACUCCCAGCUCGCCCCCCUCGCCAGCAUGAACGGGAAAGCCCUAGCGCUGCUCACUUGUCUGCUGCUCUCUCUCUCCCCCUCGGAGGAGAAACCCGUCAGCCUGACCUACCGAUGCCCCUGCAGGUUCUACGAGAGCAACGUGGCUAAAGCCAAUAUCAAGCACCUCAAAAUCCUGACCACCCCGAAUUGCUCGCUGCAGAUUGUCGCAAGGCUGAAGAACAACAGUAAGCAAGUAUGCAUUGAUCCCAAGUUAAAGUGGAUUCAGGAAUAUCUGGAGAAAGCUUUAAACAAGAGGUUCAAGAUGUAAGAGGCAAGCAUUGUAAGCCGUCUACAGGAUUUCUUACUGUAGGACCCAGAGAGCAGAUAACCAGUAUUAGGGAAUGAAUGCAUUUCACUGUUAUCAUGCAGCACAAAGGCAAGGCUUCAUGCAUUUCCAAAGGCUUUUCUCUCUUUUUUUUGCACAAAUUGGCUUGCUUUCACAGUACAAUUUUAUGGAGUAAUGUGUUUGUUUUUUUAAAAAAACAAUCUUUUUGUAGUUUGGUUUAUCAUCUAGCACUGGUGGCAGCGAUGAAUUUAGACUAACCCUACAGUAUAAUAUCGUUUUCCUUGCCUGUAUUAUUUAGCAAUUGCUGUUAAGUUCAUGCCAGCAUCCAAGAGUUUUUACCUAGCAGGAGCUGUGAGGUGCAAUUUGAUGGGGUAAUUCUUAUGUUCCUAUGCUCCCAAUGACUCAGCACAAAAAGCAAUGCAUUUUCCCAUUUCUGUAACCAGAGCUUGUCUGCAGCCCUACCUGAGACAGGACACAGGGCAGGAGAGCAACACUGGGGCUGGCCCAAGUCUGCACAGUAGAGCGAGAUUUUGCGAGUGUGCGUGCAGGCAAACGUUCCCAGUUCCCAGGCGGAGAUGCCUCUGUCUGCCGGUGAAACGAUCUAGUAUCCAGAGCUCCAUUUGCAACAAGGUAUCACUCAGGAGACACGUGCCACCUCCGGCAACUCCGCAGGCCUGUUAUUUCUUCCUCUUGAUUCCCAGCUCUGUAGCCACAUAUAAAGAUGUAUGAAAUAGGAAACGUAGAGGAAAGGUAUCUCAGCGACGGGGCAAUCUCUUUGUUACUCUGUGCACUGAGAAAUGGGGAAAACCGCGAGUAGCAAAAUAUCUGUGUGAUACCCAACAUUGUGUAUUAGGUGGGUUUCUUUCGAAGGAAUCUUCUCCUUUAUGUGGAGCUUGUAUUCUGAGCAUGCAAGGGCUGCUAUACUAAGCACUCUCUUCCGUUGCAAGUAACUUACAUGCCAAAGGACCAUUCUGUCUGUCCCAGGGAUGUCUUAUUUUCCACUUUGGUCACUGUGGCAAACUAAGUAUUCUCCUCCCUACAAAAUGAUCGUGCUAGUGCAGGAUGUGCUUCUGUGGGCACCAGGUCGCCCCAUCAGCUUUGAAGCAGAAACCAAGCAGGAGCUCUGCCUGAAAACAGUGCGGGUGAUUUGGUCCAUCAUUUCUUCCUACUACUUUGGUGCUUUUAUGUCUUGUGCACCCGCUUUUGUAGGCAUUUGUGAAGUACCACUGACAUCAAUGGCAGUUUUACAGCUGAUUUCAAUCGGAGCAAGAUCAGACCCUCUGUCAUUUGUGUAAAGGCAAAAAGAGCUUACGUGACCAAGAAAACCAUAGAUUAGUGCAUCUUCCAUAUUGUGUGUUUUAUCACCUAGGGGCCAGACUCCCUCCUGAUAUAGGUGUCUGCAGUUGCCAGUGACGUGGCUGGAGAGUACAUACCUGCAUCAGAGGCAGGGGUUACCCCCAGGUUUUUAAAGAUGUCUUGGAGAAAGUGCCUAUUAAUUUCUAUUCUAACACAGAAUUAUAAUCUGUCUCUCCCACCUGCUGGACAGUGAUUCCUCACGCACGUUGUCUGAACUGGGCACCAGCUCAAAUCCUGCUCCCAUUGAAUCCAGUUUAGAUUGAAAUCUCGCUCUCUGACUCGAGGGGUGCAUUUACCACAACAGCGGCCCUUUAAAACCCAAAACCAUGUUCUGCCUUCCAUGACGACCUCCUUUAAACAGCCCUCAGUGUGAGGACUGACCUCCUGGGUGACAGAGCCAGCCUCAGUGGGUCAGUGCUUAGAGCACUGCAUUUGGCUCUCCCCCAUGCAGUCUCCCUGCCUUCAGCUAUCAUAACUGGUGCAAACCUUAGUGUAGACAGACAAAGCCACUGUAAGCCAUGCAUGGCAAUUUCCCCCUGCCGGAGACAAAAACAGCCAGCAAGGCUGGUGCAGCAGCACCGAUCACACGGACGGAAGGGCAUUGGUCACUUGGAGGGCUGUCCCAGUCACGCAGAGAAGUAGAUGCUUUGUGGAAGAAAGGAACAUUAAUGACCUAUUUUAUGGGCAAGUUAUUCGCUGGGGUCUCUGAGGGUUCUGUUGUUUGCUCUAUAGUAUUUGCAUCAGAAGUGUUAAUCAGGAAACAGAAAUGACAGACAGGCAAUUUACGCUAGAGAAAUCAAUCCCUGUACAAUUGAAAGCUUCUUGCACUAAUACUUGAAUUGUGGUCCACUUCUAGCUAAUACUUAGCCCUGCCAUGAGUGCAGGAGACUGGACUAGAUGACCUCUCGAGGUCCUUUCCAGGCCUACGACUCUAUGAUUUUAUGAUUCCUGUGGCCCUCUGCGAUGUUAGCAAGUUGCGGUGCAUCGGUUUCAUAAAUCUGGUUCCGCGGACAUGGAUCCGUGGUAAGUUUUGCUUUCUACAUUUGGCUGUCGACCAAAGACAAAUUCAGGGGAAGGAAGCAGGAGCAUACAGGAGUAAUGCCAGGGCUGGCCACACGUGAAUGUGAAGAGGAAGAAAAAAAAUAACACUGAAACGGUGCCAAAAGAGCAUUUUCCACAAAUGUGAAAUGUUCACGCGUGGCUAUGUUCUAAGUGACAGCCAUAGAAUCCCAGGUUUAAAAACCAGAAAGGAAAGAAAAUCUGGUAUUUAUCACUGUGCCAAUACUCAUGUUUAUAUGAGCUUUACAACUGUAGUAGCUUUAGAUGUUGAUGUCUUAUUUGAGUCCUGCUUGAGAAAGUGUGAAGGGUGAAUUUUCAAUGUGUUAUUAACCGGUGUGGUAUUUGAGCAAGGGUGACUGUGGUUGGUCUUUUCCAACGGAGGCUGUAUUCCGAGUUGAAUGUACACAUUUGAUUGAAUAUGCAGUUCCUAUAAUUUCUUGUUGCUAUUUUGCCUUUAUUGGGAUCUUGACGAUCCCCUCUUCUCUGAAAACUUGUACUGAUCUAUGUCAAUUACAGCAUAUAGGCACUUGUCAGUACUCAUACCAAAAUACAAACUUAACCUUUACCACCAUCCAAUUACAUAAUAGCCUUGUUUGCAAAUCCGGAUCUUCAUUGACCCCAGAGAAGAAGGCAUAUACAUCACCAUGGAAGGGCUGCAUGCACCCUCCAACCUCUGAUCAUUGAGAAAUCAGUGUUGUAAGAAUGUGGUGAAUACUGUAUUUUGUAUUGUUAUUGAGGAAAAAAAAACACUUCCCACAUAAUGUGAAAAAGUUUUUCUGAAAGGCAGCUUUAUGGAGAUAUUAUAUACAUUUGUGCUUUUUAAAAUAAUUCCUUUUCAUAUAGUUAUUUUGAAAAUAAACACUUUUUAUAUCUA
This is a messenger RNA of Chrysemys picta bellii (western painted turtle), 3686 nucleotides long. It is a transcript of the gene CXCL12, whose product is annotated as C-X-C motif chemokine ligand 12. Gene Ontology annotation, cellular component: extracellular region. The record is from RefSeq and is a predicted model, not a curated record. Gene Ontology annotation, molecular function: chemokine activity. Gene Ontology annotation, biological process: immune response. NCBI's taxonomy places the organism in Eukaryota, Metazoa, Chordata, Testudines, Emydidae.